AAAGAAAGAAAGAAAGAAAACGUACCCCUUUCCCAUUUUCCUUCUUCCCGUUUCCAAACCCUCUCAUCCCGCCAGCAUCAGUGUCUCUCGUUAAUGCCGGCCCACGCCUGAGGAAAGGCUCCAACAUUGAUAAAGACAGGGGAAUUCAUCUAAUUAGACUGACAGAAGUGCAAGCUCGGAGCUUGUGAAUGGGAACUUCACUAUUUCACAACUAUGGCAGAUUCCUUUACCCAAACUGCUAUUCACGCGCUCAAAAGUUUCCGAAUGGUUUCUUCUCCGUGGUUCUUGAAACAAAAUGUUAUCCUAUGAUAGUUGCGUCUAAGAAUUUGCAGACUGGGUCUUAUGAAGCUGGAGGAAGCUACGUGCCAGUUAAAGAAACUAAAGAACAAUUACUAGCAAAGACAUCUGAAGUUCGAGAAGCAGUUGGUGCAUUUCAAAAACUUCCAAUGGUGAUGCCCUCAGUUGAUAUUUUUCAAUCAGCAUUAAGGAAAGCAAAAAGGAUCCCACCUACAAAAGGAAUAGCUAAUAUUGCAAAGCGUGAGAAAAAUAAAGGAGCUAAACAACUUGAUGCAUUAAUGAAGGAAUUGGCUGUCCCCUUAAGGAUAUACAAAGAGAACUUUCCUAACAAAACACUUCUACACCCUUAUGAACGCUCUCUUAUUGAAUUGACACUUGGAGAUGGUAACUAUGAAGAGGUGCUUAGAAAGGUUGAUGCCUUAAGAAAGAAAGUUGUAUCCAUUGGAAAGGAGCAUGCUUCUCUCUGUGCAAAGUCAACGACAAAGAAAGAAGCGGAGCAGAGAUUAAGUGAGGGAAUGGAGAAGCUUGAAGAAGUUUUCUUUGCAGAUGGAAAAGUGGUCGACAGUUUGUUGAACAAUGCCAAGACUUUAAGGGCAAUGCCAGUAGUUGAUCUGGAAACACCAAUACUUUGUCUCGUGGGAGCUCCUAACGUAGGGAAGUCAUCUUUAGUUCGCAUACUUUCCACUGGGAAGCCUGAGAUCUGCAACUAUCCCUUUACCACCAGAGGAAUUCUAAUGGGGCACAUUGCCUUUAACUAUAAGCAUUUUCAGGUAACAGACACACCUGGUUUACUAAGAAGACACGAUAAUGACAGGAAUAAUUUGGAAAAGUUAACACUUGCUGUUCUUUCUCAUUUACCAACAUCUGUACUCUAUGUUCAUGACUUGUCAGGACAAUGUGGGACCUCUCCCUCAGAUCAGUUUCUGAUAUACAAGGAGAUGAAAGAAAGGUUCAGCGGUCAUCUUUGGCUGGACGUGGUUUCAAAAUGUGAUUUACUUGAGGAAUCUCCGGUAUUUUUCAGCACUGAAAAAUCAGAUGACGGUGAUGUUGAGUUGAUUAAGUACAGGAAGCUGGGUCCUGAUGAAGCUAUCCACGUCUCAGUAAAGAGUGAAGUUGGCCUGAAUGAGUUGAAAAGAAGGGUGCACGAGAUGCUCCUCUGCCAAGGGAACAGGAUCAAAAGCGAAACUAGCGACCAAGAAAACUCUGAAGACCAAUGUGAAAACUCUGAUGACCAAUAUGGCAAACGAUGAAGAAAACUCUGAAGACCAAUGUGUCGUUUAAUUUGGCAUAUUUGUAUGUGGCACGAUGAUCAAUACAAACCAGUUUUAUAGCCACAAGCUGCAUUUAAAUGCCCUUUCCUGCUUUCUUGAUUUUUAACUUAUCUACUGUUGAGUAGUCAUUUUUGUUAGGCAUUGAGAUAAGAUAUUGCAGUCUUUUUUUAAGUCUUUAGCAAAUAAGAGAUUAUAUGUUCAAUACUUUGUAAAAUAUUAUUGGUAGUUAUAAUUCAAUUAAUA
Molecule: messenger RNA, 1811 nt
Organism: Impatiens glandulifera
Lineage: Eukaryota; Viridiplantae; Streptophyta; Magnoliopsida; Ericales; Balsaminaceae
Product: nucleolar GTP-binding protein 1
Exons: 15
Coding region: 189-1547 (452 amino acids)
Biological process (GO): ribosomal large subunit biogenesis
Cellular component (GO): nucleolus
Molecular function (GO): GTP binding; GTPase activity; RNA binding
Source: RefSeq, a predicted model, not a curated record